GAGAAUCCUGUAACUGUGUUUUUUACGCUUCGCGAGACCCCUGCUCUGAACAUGGGACCUUAGCCCAAUUAGCCAUGUUUCUGUUCGAUCAAAAGGUUUUCUCUUUGUGCAGGAGGGAGAAACACAUUUGAGUAAGAAGCAAGUAAGCAAGAGCGCUACUAAUAACCUCUAAAUCCGGCUGCAACUCUCCUCUGCGGAAACACAAUUUCCAGUUGGGUGGAUGCGAGGCGGCGGAAGGCAAGAUGCCGGUGAGAGUGAGAUUGAGCGAUGACUCUUCCUCCUCCUUGUACGCAACACACAUUCCGGGUACUAUUCCCGGCCAUGCACUCCCAUCACCUUGCCGGCUGUUGAGUGUGGGUCAGGCUUUUGAUGGUACACAGAAUGUAUCAAAUUCACAAAAGGAUGAAGCUUGGAAGGUGAAUGUACGUCUUCAGGGUUGUGAUCUUGAACAUGGAUAUCUAUGUGGCAGCAUGGAAGCUUUGAAUGUGCCCUCAGCAGAGACACCUGUAGUGACAUUUUGGGAGGGUGAAAUUGUUGACAACAGGAACUACACAUUUUUCACCGGCAAAUGGGAGGCAAGUCAAGAGACAGACAUGAGACAUUGGUCAAAAUUUCAGUGCUUUGAACCACUCCUUUCUAAAGUGCAGGCUGAUGGAGGCAGAUCAGAGGAUCUUUGCAACUAUCCUUAUAUUUUCAUGCGAUGGAAAGAGAAGUUCUUUGUCAAUGUUGGUACAGACUGUGGCCUCACUAUUGCAGGAUUCUAUUAUGUAUGCUUUUCUCGUAGUGAUGGCUCAGUUAAUGGUUUCUACUAUGAUCCAAACAGCAGUCCGUUCCAGAAGUUGGAGCUGAAGGCAACAAAUGAAGGCCGAGCUGGUUACAGUUUUGCUUCAUAUGAAUUUCAAUAAAAGAUGUGUAGUUUAUUCAGUGUUUUUGAUAUAGACAAUGAAAAGUAUAGUUAAUUUUAUGAAGUAAGAAAUACAGAAUUGAUUUGUAUACUUGACUCAAUACUUGAACAGAAGGUAGCAUGAACAUAUAUAUACAGACUGCUUCAUAUCAUGGCUGAUCAGACUUGCUUGUAAUAUGGUUUCUGAAUCAUUCAUUUCCAAUCCAUUCUUUUGUUGCUGAA
This is a messenger RNA of Cryptomeria japonica (Japanese cedar), 1126 nucleotides long. RefSeq lists its product as uncharacterized. Gene Ontology annotation, biological process: protein targeting to vacuole; proteasome-mediated ubiquitin-dependent protein catabolic process; protein catabolic process in the vacuole. The coding region runs from base 243 to 905 and encodes 220 amino acids. NCBI's taxonomy places the organism in Eukaryota, Viridiplantae, Streptophyta, Pinopsida, Cupressales, Cupressaceae. The record is from RefSeq and is a predicted model, not a curated record. Gene Ontology annotation, cellular component: GID complex; extrinsic component of membrane. The transcript is spliced from 9 exons.